AGCCGCUGCGUGAGUGCACCGUCCGCAGCCGCAGUUUCGUUUCUGGACAGACAGGCGAACACAAACAUCCGUGACAGAAGAACAUACUUUAAUUCCUCAUUACCUUCGUCGUCGGGUCUCCUUACAGACCUCAAACAAAGUAAAAUGUCCCGGGCCAGUGCAACCCCGAAAUCAAAGGCAACUGCAUCUAAACAGACGAGUUCUCUGAAAGCCAAAGGGCUUAAAGACAUCAGGAUUGAUGAAGAGGUUAAAAUCGCUGUCAAUAUCUCGCUGGAGAGGUUCCAGAACAGCGAGGAGAAAGAGCUGGAUUUUCCUUCUUCACUCACGAACACUGAGAGAGCGUUCAUACAUCGGCUCGCUCAAUCCCUGGGUUACAUUUCCAAAAGCAGAGGAAAAGGCUCCAGUCGAUAUCUCACAGUGAGGAAGAAAGACGGCACGGAGAUGGCUCGCUCUGUCAUGACGUGUGACCUCACUCACAACUCCAAACACGUGGUGCGGAACCUUCUGCAGAGGUUUCCCAUCACCGGUAAAGAGCGCGCGGAACUGCUGCCGCGGACCGAGAGAGCCGUCUUCACGUCUCCAGACAGCAGCGACAGUAAGAACAGAACCAGCGGUCGACUGAGUCACGGGAUUUCUCAGGUUCCUCAGAAGCGCAGUCCGUCUGAAUUGGACGGUUUUCGGAGAGCGCUGCCUGUGUAUGACCGGCAGGAGGAGAUCGUGCAGACCAUCAAAGGGAACCAGGUUGUGCUGGUUUUGGGUGAGACGGGGUCAGGUAAAACCACACAGAUCCCUCAGUUUCUCCUGGACGACAGCAGCCGGAAUGGGAUUCCUUGUCGGAUCUUUUGCACUCAGCCCAGGAGACUGGCGACCAUCGCUGUAGCGGAGCGCGUGGCGGCUGAGCGUGGAGAGAAGAUCGGACAGACCGUCGGCUAUCAGAUCCGUCUGGAGAGCAGAGUUUCUCCCAAGACUCUUCUGACGUUCUGCACCAGUGGAGUGUUGCUGAGAACGCUGAUGGCCGGAGACGACGCCCUGUCCACCGUCACUCAUGUCAUCGUGGAUGAAGUACACGAGCGUGACGGUCUGACGGAUUUCUUGCUCACUAAGCUGAAGGAUGUUCUUCAUAAGAUGCCCUCGUUGAAACUCAUCCUGUCCAGCGCCACUCUGGACGUCAGCCUGUUCGCCAGAUACUUCAAAGCGUGUCCUGUUGUUUACAUCAAAGGUUGUCCUUUUGAUGUCAAGCAGCUGUUCCUAGAAGACAUCCUGAGGACGACAGGCUACAAGAACAAAGAAAUGAAGAAAUAUUCCAAGGAGGUGCAGAAAGAGGCGAGACAGCAGACGUCUUUGACGGAGUGGUGCGAUGCCCGUCAGACGCCCGUCAGACAGCGCGAGAGGGAAAAGACGCCCGCGUGCGUCCUGCAGGAGAACGACCUCCUGGAUGAUGGAGGAGACGGCGUCUUCAGCCAGAUGAGCGAGAAGGACGCGGCGACGCUGGAGCCCUGGCUGCUCAAGGAGAUGGACGCCUGCGUCUCGAACAUUUUCUUGAAGGAAGACUCGGACGCCUUCGUUCAGCUCUUCAAUCUCAUCCUGAACGAGAACAUCAGCGUGGAUUACAGACACAGCGAGACCAGCGCCACUCCUCUGAUGGCGGCUGCGGGGAGAGGAUUCCUCAGUCAGAUGGAGCAGCUCUUGAGUAUGGGUGCCAACGUCAACGCCAAAGCCUCCAACGGCUGGACGGCUCUCGAUUGGGCCAAACACUUCGGUCAACCCGAGGCUGCCGAUCUCCUGGAGUCUCACAUAUGGUGUGUUGAAGCGGGUCAGCUGGACGAGUCGUCUCUGGUUCAGAGCGCAUGUGAUCUGAGUUCUGAAGACCAGGAGCUGCUCAAAGCGUAUCAUCACAGCUUUGACGACGAGCGGGUCGAUCUGGACCUCAUCUUACAUCUGCUCUUCAACAUCUGCCAGAGUUCAGACGAGGGUGCGGUGUUGUUAUUUCUGCCGGGCUACGAUGAGAUUGUCUCUCUGCGAGAUCGGAUCGUCUACGAUGAUAAAACAUUUACAGACCUCCAGCAAAAGUUGCAGGUGUUUAUUCUGCACUCCAGCAUGCAAACAUCAGACCAGAAGAAAGUUCUGAAGAACACUCCUAAAGGCGUUCGCAAAGUAAUUCUGUCCACUAACAUCGCAGAGACCAGCAUCACAGUCAAUGACGUGGUUUUUGUCAUUGACUCUGGGAAAGUGAAAGAGAAAACCUAUGAUGCUCUCAAUAAUGUCACCAUGCUAAAGAUGGUUUGGAUAUCGAAGGCAAGUGCUUUGCAGAGAAAGGGCAGAGCGGGUCGCUGUAGACCAGGAAUCUGUUUUCAUCUCUUCAGUCGUCUGAGGUUCAAUAACAUGCUGGAACAUCAGGUUCCUCAACUGCUGCGCAUGCCACUGCAGGAGCUCUGUCUGCACACUAAACUUCUGGCUCCCGUCUCCUGCUCCAUCGCUGAGUUCCUGUCUAAAGCCCCUGAACCGCCACACCUGCACGCUGUUAAAAACGCUGUACAGAUGCUGAAGACCAUCGAUGCCAUGGACCCCUGGGAGAACCUGACCGAGCUGGGCUGUCACCUUGCUGACCUGCCCGUCGAGCCUCACCUGGGGAAAAUGGUGCUGUGCGCUGUGGUUCUGAAGUGCUUGGAUCCCAUCCUCACCAUCGCCUGCACGCUGGCACACAGAGAGCCGUUUGUGUUGCCCUCGCAGGCCUCUCAGAAGCGGAUGGCCAUGCUGUGCCGCAAACGCUUCUCUGCCAACACCUUCAGCGACCACAUGGCUCUCCUCAGAGCGUUUCAGGCUUGGCAGAAGGCGCGCAGCGAUGGCUGGGAACGAGCUUUCUGUGAGAAGAACUUCCUCUCGCAGGCCACCAUGGAGAUCAUCGUGGGGAUGAGGACGCAGCUCCUGGGACAGCUGAGAGCGACAGGUUUCGUCCGGGCGCGAGGAGGCGGAGACAUUCGAGAUGUCAAUCUGAACUCGGAGAACUGGGCCGUGGUGAAGGCCGCGCUAGUCGCUGGCAUGUAUCCCAACCUAAUCAACGUGAACCGCGACAGCCUCACUCUCAUGGGCUCCAAAGAGAAGAAGGUCCGACUUCACCCGACCUCCAUCCUGAGUCAGCCCCAGUACAAGAAGAUUCCUCCAGCCAACGGGCAGACGGCAGCGGUGGAAUCCCUGCCCACCGAUUGGCUGAUUUAUGACGAGAUGACACGAGCUCACAGGAUCGCCAGCAUCAGGUGCUGCUCGGGCGUCACGCCGCUGACCGUGGCGUUGUUUGGAGGAUGUGCGAAACUCCCGAGCUCGGCGAUACAGGAGUCCACGGCUCACAGAGGAGGCGUGGAUGGUGUGAAUGAGAGCAGUGACAGUGAGAUGGAGGAUCGGUCCGGUUCGCAUCAGUCGCACAUUAAGAUCGACGACUGGCUGAACUUCAGUCUGGAUCAGGAGACGGCCGAUCUGGUGUUCGGACUCAGACAGCGCUGGCAGAGUUUAUUUUUAAGGAGAAUCCGGGCGCCGACCAAAGCCGGUUCUCAGCUGGACGAGGCCACCGUCCAUACGCUGGUGUCAGUGCUGUCGGCUGAAGAACAGGCGAGCGGUCUCCAGCAGCCCACUGGCAUCGGACAGAGACCUCGACCCAUGAACUCUGAUGACACGCCGCCGAGCUCAUGCUGGAGGAGCGCAGGCCGCAGGAGCAUGCCGCAGGAGCAGGAAGCCGACGAGCCGAGCAGCCCGGACAGAUCGCCUCGUUCGACGUCUCACGUGUCGCAGCCCAAGACUCACAGAGAGAAAAGCAUCCAUCAUUCGAGGCGUCAGGGAGAGGAACUCUUGCCCUUUAAGAGCGCUAACAGCCCCUCGUCUCUGUCCACCCUGAAGGGCUCGUCGCCGAGACAGACGCGAGCGUUGGUGAGAUACUUCAUCUUAAAGAGCAGCAACAUGAAGAACAUCGAGCUGUCUCAGCAGAGAGGCAUCUGGUCCACCACACCGAACAGUGAGCAGAAACUGAACCGAGCCUUUCUGGAGAGCAGCGCCUUCUUCCUCGUCUUCUCCGUGCAGGGGUCCGGACACUUCCAGGGUUACGCCCGCAUGACGUCAGAGAUCAGCGGUGAGAGAUGUCUGGACUGGGGUUCGGCCGGUUUGGGGGGCGUGUUCAGCGUGGAGUGGGUGCGUAAAGAGAUUCUUCCCUUCCAGCACACGCAGCAGCUGCUGAACCCGUGGAACGACAACAAGAGAGUUCAUAUCAGCCGGGACGGUCAGGAGCUGGAGUCUCAGACUGGAAGUCAACUGCUGGAGCUGUGGGACGAAAUGUGUGACACAUGGACCUCAUGAAAAUGUUUUAUUCGAAUCCUUUAGCCGAUGAUUAUUUCAAUUGCUGUGCAAGCGUUUUUGUCGUCUAUGAUGGCUUUUGCACAAACGUAGCGCCUUGUUCCAGUUCAUGCGUUGAUGGUAUUUUUAAUGUGAUUUCAGUUGAUCAGCUUUUUACUCUUUACGAAACGAUUCCUUUAAAGAUUCAUUCAGUCUGUUCAGUCUAACCGACUGUGAAACAAUUAAAUCUCAUAACACUCCGAUCUGUGAUUAAUAUCAGCACUUUGUGACGCGUGUCAUACUGGAGAAUGUUUUUGCACGUUAGCGCCGUUCUUUAAUCCACUUUGUUGUUUGUGGUGUUUUCUAUCCGUUGAGUUUCAUUGAAUGUUCAUCGUUUCAAAUGCAGAAUUUGCAAUAAAAAUGUUCUCUGAUG
Triplophysa rosa is the source of this 4750-nucleotide messenger RNA. RefSeq names its product YTH domain containing 2 (gene ythdc2). Bases 145 to 4341 code for a protein of 1398 amino acids. The record is from RefSeq and is a predicted model, not a curated record. Lineage: Eukaryota; Metazoa; Chordata; Actinopteri; Cypriniformes; Nemacheilidae. The transcript is spliced from 30 exons. Gene Ontology annotation, molecular function: protein binding; ATP binding; RNA binding. Gene Ontology annotation, cellular component: intracellular anatomical structure.